Messenger RNA from Ornithorhynchus anatinus (platypus), 871 nucleotides. It is a transcript of the gene ANAPC10, whose product is annotated as anaphase promoting complex subunit 10. The record is from RefSeq and is a predicted model, not a curated record. Lineage: Eukaryota; Metazoa; Chordata; Mammalia; Monotremata; Ornithorhynchidae. Gene Ontology annotation, cellular component: anaphase-promoting complex. The coding region runs from base 171 to 728 and encodes 185 amino acids. Gene Ontology annotation, biological process: protein K11-linked ubiquitination; anaphase-promoting complex-dependent catabolic process. The transcript is spliced from 5 exons.
AUUGUGUUAAACCCACCUCUGCCCGAGGCUGUAACCGCAGGCAAAAGAAGGGAUGUCUCGAGUCCUCGUUCCGACACAUAGAGGUGGAGGUCUGUUUCUCUGGUGGAGGUCCUGGUAGAGGUCCAGGGAGAUGCCCCAGAUGUCAUUCCGUGUGAAAAGAAUAGCGAAAAAUGUCUACCCCAAACAAGACACCGCCCGGUGCCGACCCCAAGCAAUUGGAAAGGACGGGGACAGUCCGAGAAAUAGGAUCCCAAGCCGUCUGGUCACUGUCAUCCUGUAAACCAGGAUUUGGAGUGGAUCAGUUACGAGAUGAUAAUCUAGAAACUUACUGGCAGUCUGAUGGGUCACAGCCUCAUCUGGUGAACAUCCAAUUCAGAAGAAAAACCACAGUGAAGACAUUAUGUAUUUAUGCAGACUACAAAUCAGAUGAAAGCUACACUCCAAGCAAGAUAUCUGUCAGAGUAGGAAAUAACUUUCACAACCUUCAAGAAAUCCGACAACUUGAAUUAGUGGAACCAAGUGGGUGGAUUCAUGUUCCUCUAACUGAUGCUCAUAAGAAGCCAAUUCGCACAUUUAUGAUACAGAUUGCCGUUUUAGCUAAUCAUCAAAAUGGAAGAGACACUCAUAUGAGACAAAUUAAAGUAUAUACUCCUGUGGAAGAGAGCUCUAUUGGUAAAUUUCCUAGAUGCACAACGAUUGAUUUCAUGAUGUAUCGUUCAAUAAGGUGAAUUUUUUUGGAAAUAGGAAGUCGUCAAAGAAAAAGGCCCCGUUUUCUUUAACUGUCAGUUUCAGUUUUCUUAAAAUCAUGUUUGUAAUUUUACGUGUACAUUUUUUUGGUUUUGUAAUUUUAAUAAAUAAUAUGACAAAACAA